Oryza sativa Japonica Group (Japanese rice) is the source of this 813-nucleotide messenger RNA. RefSeq lists its product as uncharacterized. The record is from RefSeq and is a predicted model, not a curated record. NCBI's taxonomy places the organism in Eukaryota, Viridiplantae, Streptophyta, Magnoliopsida, Poales, Poaceae.
UAGGCAAGAGAAGGGUAGAGAAGAAGCAGCGGCUGAGGAGAGGAGAGGCGAGACGAGGGGGGAAUCGAGGCGCGAGGGAGAGGGAGAGGGAGAGGGAGAUGUCGAUCCUGUGGGAGAAGAGCGCGGGGUGGCGGUGGCUGGUGCGGCGGACGCGCGACUCCAAGCCCUUCUUCUUCACCUUCGCGGCGCUGUGCGGCGUUGUCCCGGGCGUCGUCGGCUACGGCGUGAUGCAGCUCACCAGCUCCCGCAACGACCAGCUCGAGGCCCACCUCCGCUCCACCGCCCGCCCCGAGACCGCGAUGAUGGGGCAAGUGAACCGGGAGAGACUGGCAGAGUUUCUUGGAGAGCUGCAAAGGAAAGAGGACACAAAUGACAGAUAUGUUGCUGCCCUCAAAGGGGAGACACUGACGAGGAAGCGGUAUGAACGGAUUCAGCCUGUCAACAAGGAAGGUACACCGGAGAGUCCGCCUGUCAAGGAGCAAGCUACAACGGAGAGUGUCAAGGCUAAAUGAUUCAUGGUUAUUGCUCCGAGAAAGAUAUUAUCCACUCAAAACACUGAACAUAAAUGUGCUGUACCUUUGGAAGGUUGAAUUCAAAGUUCGUAAGCAUCAUUAUGCAUCUAGUUUUUGUUUAACUACAAGAUGGGUUCACAGUACACUGAUAUUUUAGUUGCAGUUGAUGUCCUGUAAAUUUUGGUCUGUGUGCCCAUGAUCAAUUUUUAGCAUGUUGGACUCUUUUUAGUAUAUUUUGACAUCACAUCAUAUAUUGCUGCUGGCUGAUCUUACCAAUCAAAUACGGAAGAGAAUUAUGUUG